GUUAUUUUCAUUUAUUCUUAGCUGAAGGCCUCACGAUAAGCCGGACAGCUGCUGAAAUUGCAUCUGUGGCCAUGGCGUCCCCCGCAGAUGAAAAUUACAUCGUCCAAGGUCUGUCCGCUCCGACAACGGUCCGAAGAGAGAACCUAGAGGGUGCUGUGACUACCGAGCUUCCCGAGCCCGCUGGAGCGGACGAGACGGAUGACGGUGGAGAUAAUGACUCUGCGCUGGAUGCGGCCAGUUUGUCCUCAGAGACUACGAGUCUCAGUUCAUCCGUGACGAAGUACCGUGAGGAAAAUGGAAGAAGAUACCAUGCGUAUGGGUCUACGGAGCAUUGGGGGCCCAACGAUGAACAGGCCCAGGAACAGCAAGAUCUUAGUCACCACCUCUGGUGCUUGACUCUCCGUGGAAAGUUAUACCUUGCCCCGAUUGAAAAACCACAAAGUAUCCUAGAUCUCGGUACCGGCACUGGAAUCUGGGCCAUGGACAUGGCUGAUGAGCACCCUCAGGCCGAAGUCAAAGGGAUCGAUCUGUCUCCCAUUCAGCCACCCUGGGUGCCGCCAAACCUAAAAUUUGAGAUCGACGACUACAAUCUAGAUUGGUUAGAUGUUGAAAAGUUCGAUCUUAUUCAUUCUCGUGAACUCCUUGGGACAGUCCCUAGCUGGCCAGACUUGUACAAAAAGGUUUUCAGUGCUCUUAAACCCACCGGCUGGUUUGACCAGGCAGAGCCGGGACUUUUCUUCACUUCUAGCUACGAUACGCUAGGCGAUGAUCAUGUUUACCAUCAAUGGGGGAAACUGAUGGUGGAGGCUGGGCAGAAAUCCGGCAUGAAUUUCGAUAUUGGCCCGCACCUCAAAGGCUGGCUUGAAGAUGCCGGAUUCAUCAAUGUUACUGAAAUCCGAGUUCCCUGGCCGAUUGGCAACUGGGCCAAAGAUCCGCAUCAGCAAGAGAUCGGAGUUUUUAACAAAAUACGGCUAGAACAGGGUAUCUUGGACUUCUGUUCUCGUCGUUUCUCGAACAACAUGGGCUGGAAACCGGAGGAACUUGAGAUAUUCGGGAUCAAGAUGAGAACUGCACUCAAAACUCGGAAACUGCUUGCCCACCAGUGGGCGUACUUUGUAUAUGCACAGAAACCGCCGUCUACCUAGGUAAAAGGACAGGGAAAUGUAAAUUCUAGGUUUCCCUUGCUAGGAAAUAAGGAUCAUCUCAAGAAGCAACAUCAAAACUGUCAACUGUGUUACUAGAAGGCAAAGUAUCCAAAGCAGUUGACGCAUGGUAUUGGGAAGAUAAUAGGGAAGUUGUUCACCAUUGACGAAUGCACAAAUCGAUGCACACUACUAAAUCUAGUCUUCUACUACAGUGAUUCGUGGCUGAAUUUUGGGCUCGGGAUCACUGCGUCCAUAACUUUUCAGCCCAUAUUCUACUAGAAUUGGCAUGAAACUAUGUGAUAUACAUCACGUGAUUAGGUGACCCUACCAGUGAUGAGUUGAUAUGUUUCUUUCAUUCGUGCUACGUCUUGUUAUUGAAUACACCUUAGUCCUCGA
Talaromyces proteolyticus is the source of this 1541-nucleotide messenger RNA. Its product is annotated as S-adenosyl-L-methionine-dependent methyltransferase. Gene Ontology annotation, molecular function: methyltransferase activity. The record is from RefSeq and is a predicted model, not a curated record. NCBI's taxonomy places the organism in Eukaryota, Fungi, Ascomycota, Eurotiomycetes, Eurotiales, Trichocomaceae. The coding region runs from base 72 to 1145 and encodes 357 amino acids. The transcript is spliced from 9 exons.